UGUUUUUUGCUGUUCAAUAGUGCGAGACAUUCCAAGAACACUGUAGGAAGCACACGUUCCACGGGAGGUAAAGCCGGCCAACCCCACAAGCCCACUGACGUGUAUGAUUUUUCUGAGAAUUCUGGAAUCUCGAGCAUGGGCAGGAUGAAUGAAAAUGAGAAAGAUGAAGAACCUUAUGAAUCCUUUGAGCCUCCUCUACACAGCACUGCUAUCUACAGCGAUGAAGCUGAGCUCUCCAAGCACUGUGGGUCCUUUAUCCCUUCACCUCCGCGAGGACGAGAAGCAAGAAGGAGUUCGAACACUUCUGAAACUGAAGAAAGUGAAAACGAGCCUGUGAAAGUUAGUGCAAAAAAGCGAGGAAGAAAACUCAAGCCCAUUAGUGAUGAAUCUGAAAGCUGCAAUGAAAGGGAUAAACCAGAGAAAAUAGGUAGCCAGCGACCUGAAGCUGUGUCGUCUUCAGAACUUUCGGAGAAGUCAGCUGAACUUGGCACUUCUAAAAAGAGGGAGGCCCGGGCCACCAGCUGGCGGGGCAAUCAAUCGGGGGGCUCCACGAUCGCCCCAAAGGGAGGCCCAGGCCACGAACUGGCAGACUAUGGCGGUAUGUCUGACUGUGCACGUAUUUGGUGUCUACAAGGAAAGCAAAGCAGUGACAUCAUGGACUUAGAUGUUGUUUUGUCAGCAUUUGAGGAAACCCUCCCCGAGUAUAAACAAAAUAUAGAAUCUAAAAUUUGCCAGGAAGCAGUCGGCAAAUUCCAUUCUAGUAUGAAAGAAGAACUCAUCAGAAUGCUUGCGGAAGUCCAGAUGUUGAAAACUCUGAGGAGGAGGAAUGCUAAGACGAUUUCAGAUAUUGAAAAGAAAAGGCAGCGUUUGGUUGAAGUCCAGGAUGAACUGCUUUGUUUAGAACCACAGCUGAAACAACUACAAACAAAAUAUGAUGAACUUAAGGAGAGAAAAUCUUCUCUGAAGAAUGCAGCAUGUUUCUUAUCUAAUUUAAAGCAGCUUCAUCAAGAUUAUUCAAAUAUUCAGGAGAGACAACCAAAUGUAAAGGAAACGUAUGACUCAUCCAGCCUCCCAGCGCUGUUAUUCAAAGAAAGAACUCUCUUAGGAGCCGAAAGCCAUCUGCAAAAUAUCAACCAUCAAUUGGAGAAACUCCUUGCCCAGAAAUGAGACCAGUCUGCUAGAACAUGCCUGCCUGGGUACAGAUGAGUCCCACGCUCCUGCUGCCUUCCAAAGCUCCUGCUUAUUGCUGAAGCAACACUCUUGAUAGAUGUAAGAAAGUAAACGUGUCUAGUUGUUCAGGCUGGUGCGCGGCCGUGUCACCAGUUUGACUGUACAGUAGCUCGAGAGGACAUAAUUAACUUGCCAGGUUAGUGUCCUGAGUGAUAAGUUAACCUAUAAAUACGCAAAAUUAGCUGAUGUGCAUACAGACUAACUUUGGUUAAUCAAUAAGAGAUUUCUACUGAAUUUAAGUACACUGACUCUAAUUUUCAAUAAAACUGGUUUACUUCAGUAAAAACCAAGAAUUGGAAUGCAAAAUGAUAAAAUUUAGUUGAUAUUAACAGAUUUAACAAGUUACUGUAAUUUAAUCUGUCUUCAGGCAAAUUACAACCUGGUUAUAAGUGCAUGGUUAAUUAGCUAUUCUGUAAUACUUCCACAAUUACUUCGUCAGGAAUUUCAUCCACUCCACCAUUAUAACUGGAAAGGCUGUUCUCUGCAGCUUCUGCUAAUUCAGCAUCCUCAGUAGCUUCCAAGAAAUAAGUAUCAUCAGGGCCACUGUCCCAGUCAGGGUCAGAGCACACACCUCCUGACGAUGCGCUGGAUGAUGGCACAUGAAGGCUCUGGAUCCCAUCGUCCAUGGUUUCCUGUGUUGUAAACUCUUCUUCCUUUAGUUCCAAAGAGAAGGACGGGAUAGAAGAAAACACUGUAUUCAUUCAGAAUAUGUGAUGAUUUCAUGGAGCAACCUGUGUUGGAUUAAGGUAUAAAACCAGUACAGCAGAUAUCCAAGUGAAUAUGCUACAUGGUGGGGUUUUUGAUACCGUCACCUUGAGAGUGAACUCCUUUGUUCAAAUAUUGCUGCCACUGUCGCCAGAACAUACUGGAAAUGCCUGCAAUUCCUACGAUACAUCCUGUUCAAUAAAAACAGGCGGCCUACAGCAGGGCUAGGUUGAUUUUUUUUUUUUAAGUGGAUAGCCCAGCUGAAGGCAAAUUGGAAAGCAGAUCUAUCUGAACAGACUUAAAGAAACAGUUUAGACAAUUGUCAAAAUGUGACUGGAUUGUAUAUUAGAUAAUAGUAUUGUGUCAACAUUAAAUUUUCUGAAUUUAGUAAAAUGCUCUUAUUCUCCAGCUACAUGCUUAAAUAUUAAGAGAUGAAGGGUUUGAAGUUUGCAGCCUUCUUUCAAGAGAUUUGUUAAAAUUGACUGUUAAAUCCU
Myotis lucifugus (little brown bat) is the source of this 2429-nucleotide messenger RNA. It is a transcript of the gene CENPU, whose product is annotated as centromere protein U. Gene Ontology annotation, cellular component: nucleus. The record is from RefSeq and is a predicted model, not a curated record. The annotation marks the transcript as partial. The transcript has 12 exons. Lineage: Eukaryota; Metazoa; Chordata; Mammalia; Chiroptera; Vespertilionidae.